Molecule: messenger RNA, 1340 nt
Organism: Oxyura jamaicensis (ruddy duck)
Lineage: Eukaryota; Metazoa; Chordata; Aves; Anseriformes; Anatidae
Gene: PRR4
Product: proline rich 4
Exons: 10
Coding region: 1-1197 (398 amino acids)
Molecular function (GO): protein binding
Source: RefSeq, a predicted model, not a curated record
AUGCGCCGCGCCGGCCGUGACUCCACCGCCCAGCUAUGCGGCCCGGGCCCUGCCAGCAGCCCCGGGGCGGGGGAGCCCCGGGUGACGUGGCCCGGCGGUGACGGCCGUGUGUCCCCCCCCCUCCAGGUGACCCACGGUGCCAGGGGCCUGGCCGAGACCACGUUCCCUGAGGACACGGUGGCCGACCGUGUUGGGGGCGCGCGGGGGCGGCGGUACUACGCCCAGCUCUCCGAUGACGAGGACCUUCUGGCGGACGAGGCAUCCGGGGAUGGCAGCGGGGAGUACGGCAGCGGUGACAUGCUGCUGGUGACCGAGAGCACCCCGGCGCCCGGCGUCGGGCUGGCACCCACCGUGCCUGUGCCCCCGCCGGCGGGCAUGGUGGUGGCCGAGCCCGAGGAUGAGCCCCCGCUGAUUUAUUUCCGGGCGCUGGUGAACUUCACCCACAGCAUCGACUACAGCCCCCGGCUGGAGGAUGCCAACUCGGAGGAGUUUCGGGAGGUCUCGGAGGCCGUGGUGGACACGCUGGAGUCAGAGUAUUACAAGAUCCCCGGGGACCAAAUGGUCAACGUGGUGUUCAUCAAGGAGCUGGAGGGCAGCGUCUUUGUGGAGCUGGACGUGGGCUCCGAGGGCAACGGGGACGAGGCGCAGAUCGGGGCCGUGCUGCGGGACGUGGUGGCUGCCGGCUCCAUCGCCUCCUUCGUCACCUCGCCCGUCCACCCCCAUGCAGUGACCCCUCACCUGCGCCCCUGCACCGCCCUGGAGUUCUCCUGCGGCAGCGGCGAGUGCAUCGCCCUCGAGUACCGCUGCGACCGCCGCCCCGACUGCCGCGACGCCUCGGACGAGCAGGGCUGCGGCGAGCCCCCCCCCGGCCACCUCCCCGGCGCGCCCCGUGCCCCCCAGCACCGCCCGGCCUGCCACCACCACCCGCCCGCUGGUCACCGUCCCCGCCACCACCCGCCGCCCCCCGCUGCCCAAAGCCGGGUGCCGGCCGGCCGAGGCCACCUGCGCCGACGGGCGCUGCGUGCCCCGCGACUACCUCUGCGACGGCGAGCGCGACUGCGCCGACGGCAGCGACGAGGAGGACUGCGGCACCCCGUCACCCUGCGAGCCCAACGAGUUCAAGUGCCGCAACGGGCACUGCGCCCUGAAGCUGUGGCGCUGCGAUGGGGACAACGACUGCGGGGACGGCUCGGAUGAGACCGACUGCCCCACCAAGGCGCCCGGCGCGGCGUGCGGGCCGGACCAGUUCAGCUGCGUGGCCAGCGGGACCUGCAUCCCCGCCAGCUACCACUGCGACGAGGAGCCCGACUGCCCCGACCGCUCCGAUGAGGUUGGCUGCA